Messenger RNA from Drosophila albomicans, 6108 nucleotides. RefSeq lists its product as uncharacterized. Gene Ontology annotation, molecular function: ATPase inhibitor activity; protein-folding chaperone binding. NCBI's taxonomy places the organism in Eukaryota, Metazoa, Arthropoda, Insecta, Diptera, Drosophilidae. The record is from RefSeq and is a predicted model, not a curated record. Bases 914 to 5326 code for a protein of 1470 amino acids. The transcript is spliced from 7 exons. Gene Ontology annotation, cellular component: cytoplasm.
ACAUUUGUUGUUGUUUUGUCGUCGAGCAGGAAGCACGUCGCGUCCGCAGCGCGUGAAAUGAAAAGUAACACAAAUAAAUAAUAGGUUGUUUGAAAAACAAAUCAACAAAAAAAACAAAAUAAAAGCUUUCGGUCGCCGACAACGCAUUCGAAUCGUGCAAAUGUGUAUAUAUGUGAGCAUAAACAAUUCCGGAGAUAUAUGCAACAACAGAAACAACAACUGCAAACCCAAUAGCAACAACAAUAAAUACAUCUUUUUUUUGGCCGAGACGAACGUCGUGUGGGCGCGCAAAAUCGUUAAAUAUUGUUGUUGAUCGAAAGAAGUGCGAAAAAAAUAAAUGCACACAAUAUAUAUGUGUGUGUAUGUAUAAGUGAUUGAAAUAGGCAAAAGAGCACAUACACCUCAGUUCCCCCCACCACACGUGAAAUAAACACAAAAAUAGCAAAUAUUCAAUCAAAAAGAACUGCGCGUGUAUUUUGUUUACGUGUGUGUGUGAGUGUAAUUUGGCCAAGACAGGAAGAGAUCAUUUGCCAGCCAGUUUGCCAAAAGAGAGCAGCAGCAUCAUAACGUCUGCAUCUGUAUUUCGUAUAUAUGUGUGUUUGCAUAUUUGCUUGCAUGUGUUAGUGAGUAAAUGUCAAUAAAUAAGAAAAAGAAAAGUGCAAAGCGAAAGUUUCGAUAGUGUGCGUGUGUAAAAAUCUAAAGUGCGUUUUAGUUGCGUCUGAUGCAUUAGUGUUGGUGAAGUGUUAGACAUACCCUCCACCGUUCCCCACACGAAAAGGCGCAAAAGUAAGAAAGAGAAAGAAGCAGAGCGCAAUUUGUGUGUUUCAAGUAAAUUGCAAUAAUUUGUGUUGGCUAGCCAGAUGUUGUGUUUAAUAAAUGAUUGCGAUUCUUGUUGCGCCAGUUGUAUGUUAUUAUGGCCUUGUUGAAUAAACUGUUCUUUCCGUCGGUACCAGCAACCGCAACAACAACAACAGCAGCCGCCGCAGUAGCAGCAACAUCGCCCACGCAGCAAACAGCACCUCAAACAACAGCAAACCAGAUAACAACAACACCAGCGUCAACUACGCUAAAUUAUAGCCAAACAACAACAGUAGCGGAGGCGGCAUCACGUACUCACGCCUCUGCCGCUGCUUCUGCUGUCGCCGCUGGAAAUGCCGGCAAUAAUAAUAAUAGUUCGUCGUCCGCAAAAGCUACGCAAACGUCCAGAAAUUAUCUAAGCCAAUUCCCCUUCGAUGUCAGCCAGGUGCGCGUUUUGCUUUACAAAGAGGACGACAGCCAUGGACGCCGGCUGUUGUUCGACUCGCACGCCUUGCAGAAGGUGACGUUGAAGGAUUCGUCGAGUGCCACAGCUGGCGGUGGCAAGUUCCUCAAGAAUGAGAAGUUCACGACGCUGCAGAAUGGCAAAUUGCAGGCCAAAGCACAUUCCAACAACAACAGCAGCAACCUGAUCGAGGUGUGCCCCGAGUAUGGCUACAAACACAAUCGUCCGUCUGGCGCAGACAUCACGCCCAUUGGCGAGAUGGUUUUUGGCUCGCUGGCCAUGUCCUUUUGCGGCACUGCCUUGAAGGUGCACUGGUUGCCACAGCCCGCAAGGAUACUCUGCUCUCAGGUCUAUCUUACACCCACUGCCAAUGGCGGAGCAGGCGGAGCUGGAGGCCAUUCGCCGUACUCGACGCUCUCGAUGAACAGCCUCACCCCGCGCAGCUCGAUUUGCAGCGAACACGGCUCGAUGGAUGGUCUCUCGAUGAACUCGUUCUCCAUGCCGUUCAGUGUGAGCGUGGGCGGCAGACAGAUGAGUCUGACGCCACCGCUGGAUGUGCCCGUAGCUGCCGAUCAGCAUUCGUUGUCGAUAGCGGACAGUGGACCGCGCUUCUCCUCCACGUACAGCAAUGCCACCGACUCGGGUUACUCGGCCAGUGCCUCGGGCAGUGGGAGUGGUACAGGUGGCCCCUAUUCCAGUGGAGAUCAGUGGUCGUAUCAGUAUUCCACACGCAGCAGCCUAGGGAGUGUGAUCUCCGAUCAAUCGGAUGCCAUGCGUAAGCUCAGCCUCGACGAUUGGAGUUUCUUUGCCAGCUCGCCGCAGCUGGAUGAGUUUGCCAGCGAUGGUUGUCUGCAGCGACGAAUCUCGCGCAAUUUGCGCACCUCCUUCGAGUAUGAGCAUUCCAAGCAUGACCUUAUCGGUUUCCUCAGCGACAAUGUGCAACUGAAUGGCGGCGGCUCCGCUGGCAAUCAGGCUGCCACAGCCGGUGGCAGCGAGGGAGGUGGCAUGGCCCCUCCGCAGUACAGACGCGCCAGCUACUGUGCGAAUGAGUCGCGCAGCAAUCCCGAGAUGGGUCGACGUCAGGCAAAUCAGCGACGUAGGCACAAGCUCGGGCUUGCUGUCUGCAUUACGAUGAGUGAGUCCUUUGAGGAGGAAAUGGAGCUCUUCUGCAGCGAGCACAUUGCGCUGCUCGAGUCCAUGUUGAGUCGACUGCGAGCGAGCACAGAGCAUGCUUACAUUAAUCACAAGAACUUUCUGCAGAUCAUGUUCCAGGCAUGGCAGGAUGCACAGCAGUGGUUUAGCGAUCUGUUUACGGCGCCGCGCAUCAAGACGCCCGUCUGGCUGAGCAUCACGACUAGCGGAAGCAAGUACUCCAAAACUGUGGCCGAGCGUUUCAUCAAGGAGCUGUGCGAUCUGCUCUCUUUCGCCGACACCAAAGACUCCAAUUUCUUCAUUAGCACCAUGUUGACAGGUAUUCUUACCAACCAUCUGGGCUGGGUGGCCACCGUCUCAGCGUUCAAUAGCUCUCGGUCUAGCGGUUCAGGUUCCUCGGCUGCUUCGGCGGCCAUUGAACGACGUGCGAAGCUACUACAAGUGGCUCAAAAGCAUCCGUACAAUGCGCUGUGGGCGCAACUCGGAGAUUUGUAUGGCGCCAUCGGCAUGCCACCCAAGCUGGCGCGCACUAUCAUCUAUGGCACCGAGAAGAUGUGGGUGGAGAAGCUGCUCAAUGUGUUGACCUAUUUCAUACGCUGCAGCGAGGUGCGACGUGCCGCCAAGCGUGAGGAUUUCAACAAGCAGUUGAUCAACGAGCUUGUCGUUGGCCAAACGAAUCAGGAGCGGCACAAGAGUCCGCCCACGCUACGACGACGUCCUGCAGCCACAACGGGAUUGGGCGGAUUGACGCGCACAACAACGUGCAAGCAGAACCUCAACGCCAUUGUGGAUGAUGAUGAUGAGUCUUUGCUGUUGCAGCAACAGCAGCAGCUGGAUGAACUGGAUAGCGGCGAUGAUCAGCAGCAGUUGGAUGAAACUGAUGCUCAGUUCAUUGGCACCACACUGAAAAAGAACGAAAUUCCAACGGUGUUGGCAUUUCGUGACUCGCAUUUUGUGCAGCAGGAGCUGCGUAUUGGCAACUAUCUCAUGGACACGGGCAUCGAGAAGAAAUCGCUGUUGGCGAAGCAGGCGCAGCAAUAUUUUCGUACUGGCAAAGAUGGACGCAUCAGGCUGACGGUGACGACGCCUGAGAAUGUGGAGCUCUACAUGGAGGAAGAGUCGAAUGCUGGUUCUGUGGGCACCGGUGGCAGCAUCGAUGAUGGCGCCAUCGAAGCUUUGGAAUUCGAUGAAGUCAAAUCGAUGCCAUCGCCAGCAGUGGAAUCAUCGGUUCAGCAGCAGCAGCAGAGCAAAAAGAAUUUCUUCUGGAACAUGGUGCCAACAGCGGGCGUUAAGGAGGGACUGAGUCUCAGCGAUCUGGCCAAGCUGCAGCAGGGCGUCAAGAUUAUCAAUCGCAAGCUAGAGCGUCGUUGCAGCAGCUACUCUGUGGAGAGCAGUUCACCGCCUGAACCGCUGGAACCUUUGGUGCAUGAGCGACGCGUCUCGCAUUUGUCGCUCUCCGAUUUGAUAACGCAGAACAGCAUGGGCAAGAGCGGACGCAUGACGUGGGGCAUUGAGCCCAUCAAGGAGAACGUUAGUCUGGAGGAGCAAAUCCAUUUCGAUCAAUGCAAAAAGCUCAUUGAACGCGAGCACGGCAUCAGUCGUCAGACCGCUGUGGACAAUGGCAACGGCGUUGUCUUUGUGCUGGGCGACAAUGAGCCACUGAUCAAUCUCAAGAAGAGCAACGAGGAUCUCAACGAGGACAACGAGUCCAAGCCACAGCUGCUGUGUGCACUGCAUCAGCGCACCCAUGACGCCACGAUGGCCAACAAGAAGCACUCGGGCAUGAAGUUCAACUUUGAGCAAUAUCCGCAGAUUGCGACCAACUACAUGAAGAGUAAGAAUCUGGUCAUGUCCAACAACUACGAUCUGCUGAUGGACAAGGCCAGCAAGCUGGAGGCCAACGAAUCACUCAAGCCCAGCGACAGCAGCGUCACGCUGCAACAGCAGCAAGAACAACAGCAGGCGGAGCUGGCAGCCAGCAGCAGCUCAACAACUGUGGGCAGCGAUCGUUGCAUUGUGUGCAUCAACAGUGGCAGCGCCACCUAUCAGACCCCUUCGAAUGCCACCGAGUUGGAGUUCGAGACGGAUGAAGUGCAUUGUUACAACGAGAGCAGCAACAGUUCGAGUGUACUGCAGACAGUCAACUCGGCUGCCUCCAUCGACACGCUCAAAUCGAUGCCGGAGCCACUGACCACGCCCAAUUAUACGCGUCGGGCGCAGAACAAGCGGCUGCCCUCGCAGCGCAGCUCUGUCUCGUCGGUGGCAGCCAAGUGUGCGGCUGUCAAUGAAUCGCAGCAAUUGCUCAAGCUGCCAGUUCCGGGUAUCAAGGAACUGCCACAGGAGGACGAACCACCGGGUGACAAAUUGCGCGCCGGUUUCAUUCCAUCGCUGUUACUCAGCGUCAGCGAUCACUACGUCUCCGACAUGGUGCUGCAGGGCACCUGUGCGCCGCCCAACAAGUGGGAAAUGAAUCUACGCGAGGAUCUGGCGCUGGCCGCACGUUCUGCCUCGCUCAUCUCACAGCCGGCGGAGAAUAUCGCCAUUGUGGCCGAUAUGGACAAGUGGGAUGUACGUUUAAUCUCAUCACAGCUGCAGCAAUUCCCCUAUGCCGGCGGCCAAAGCUCGCCGGUGGGCAUGUCACAGCUGGUCUCCAGCAUGCUCGAAACUGUUCAAGCCAUGCACGUUGGCGGCAUACCCGCCUAUGAGUGUCUGGCAUUUCUGGAAUCGAAGCUGCAGGAAAUUUAUUUGCAAUCAGAAACGCUGGCCGCAUUUCUGCUGGAAACGGAUCCGUGUCGCCUGAGCGACAUCACAACACCGUUGCAAUUAUCGGAGAACGAUGUGCCGCUGCUUCUCUCCAUUGCGUAUAUACACACGCCGAAGAUUAGUCGCAAGUGUGGCAUCAGCUUCAGAUGACAGACGCUCAGCUGCAGCUGAGAACAGGACCAAACCAUUGCCAAAACCAUCAUCAACAUCAACGUUAUCAUCGUUAGCAUCAUUAUGUUCAUCUCACGCAUCAUCCAAAGCAUAGCGAAACAAGCAAAUACUCCAGCGAAUUUUCAUUUCACUGAUUUUGUGAUAUAUUUUUAUGAAUAUAGCGUGUAGUAAAAUCAGGUUAUUCUUAGUUAGGACGUAUAUAACAAACAGGCAAGCAGCUCACUCAACACACAUAACAUAAUACACAAACAAACAGGAGAAAUGCAUGCACUUAUCCAUCCAUCCAAAUGCAUAAAUAACAAGCACUUAACCAUAUAUUCAUUAUGAUUAUUAUAUAUUUGGGAUAUGAUUUAGGGAACCCACUUAUCGCGCAGUCACAUGAAGAAGUAUUGUAAAUUAUUUGAUUUAGUUUUUAGUUAGCAUGAUUGUGGGACACGACUUAGCAGCACUCCAGCAGUUUGCUAUUAUCGAUCGAUCGAUUGUACUCGUGCUCCUCCCCCAUUUAGUGUUUCAAUUAGAUUUAAUAAUUUAUGACAGCAAUAAUCUAAUUAUCGAUCUAAUACUUACAAAUAAGUUUACACACAUACACACAUACAAGGGCGGGAGCGCAGCUUAUAAUUGUAAACAUUCGAGAAUUAAUUACAUCGUAAACGGUACAUAUAUUAUAUGUAUGUAUAUAGCAAUUAAGUAUAACAAGCAAUGGAUAAAUUUGUAUACGUAUUUUUGAAACAAAAGAUAAAAAAACACUUCUAAAAACUUAA